AUGUCAGCCGGCAGCGAUACAGCCGGAAAUUGCAGAAAAACGGCCGGUUUUUACCCAGAUUUUCCGGAGCUCGUUCCGGCGAUUCCGGCCACCAAAUCUUGCGAUCAAGGGGAGAUUCCGGCCACUUCCGGUCAGAUUUUGGGGUAUGCCCAAGAACAAAAGUGGCUCAGAAUAGGGUUUUACAUCGAGGAUAGGAAGCUUGGCCGGCGGUUUGGAGUUUUCCGGCCGCCGAAAAUUACUCAAGGCACCCACGCGCUGCCGGCGCGUGUGGCGGCGCGUGGGCUAGGAAAAUGGACCGGCUUGAGGAUUCGACGGAUCGUAAAACGGAGUCCCGGAUACUCCGGAAAUGCCAACCCUGGGUUCUACCUUCCCAAGAGGGUUAGAAUGACCAUAGAGACAGGUCCUGAUGUUAUGGGGAUUAUGGGGAAUUAUCGGAUUGCUAUAUGCACUACCCUAUGUACCUCCUCGGAUGUUGACAAACCUCAUACGUGGCCGGGUGCGUCCCGACGUAUGAGGGGAGAUGUGACAGUAAGAUGGCUGGCCCAGUGUGAGGUCGCACGCGUCUUUGGAUUAGCCGGCGUGUUGACAGACCCCGUACGUGGCCGGGUGCGUCCCGACGUAUGA
Messenger RNA from Prunus armeniaca (apricot), 624 nucleotides. NCBI's taxonomy places the organism in Eukaryota, Viridiplantae, Streptophyta, Magnoliopsida, Rosales, Rosaceae. The record is from the annotation of a GenBank genome assembly.